This is a messenger RNA of Fundulus heteroclitus (mummichog), 6449 nucleotides long. RefSeq names its product tromal interaction molecule 2a (gene stim2a). Bases 803 to 3979 code for a protein of 1058 amino acids. Gene Ontology annotation, molecular function: protein binding; calcium channel regulator activity; calcium ion binding. Gene Ontology annotation, cellular component: endoplasmic reticulum; plasma membrane. The record is from RefSeq and is a predicted model, not a curated record. NCBI's taxonomy places the organism in Eukaryota, Metazoa, Chordata, Actinopteri, Cyprinodontiformes, Fundulidae. Gene Ontology annotation, biological process: intracellular calcium ion homeostasis; activation of store-operated calcium channel activity; store-operated calcium entry. The transcript is spliced from 12 exons.
AGACGAGCCUAAAAAAGAAAAUGGAUAAAUAGAUACUUCUUGACAAUAUUUGACAUGAUUAAUACCAACCCUUUGUCGCAAGGUAUGUUGGGGAUGGUAAUUAGGUCAGUCGGCUUGUUGAAAGGAGCCCUGUUGCUGGUAGGUGGAGGAAAGAGGCUGCCAAUUCCCUGGAGGAACGUCAGUGUUGGGACAGGGGUGGUAGAGGAGAGUACAGUGCUACUGCUGAACUGGAGCCCAUUAGUUAUAAAACACUGAAACACAACACAGACUGGACAGGAAUCCCAGAGAACAUCCUUGAACCCUCAGUUGUAACACUGCAUUACAACUUGGAUUUUUAUAUGCUUUCACUGUGUAUGAUGCGCUUCCUUUAACGCUGGAUUUUAUGAGAUGGAUCUUUUUUCAAAGCAAAAUCUUUUCUGAUUUGUUUUACACCAGAUUUUGGGUGAAUGACAACAGAAUCUGACAGAAUAAUUCCGGAAUUGACAUUUUUGCAGGAGAUUUUUUUUGAGCCGACACCCUUCCUACGCUUUUUAAAAAGGUAUUUUUAACCUUCCAUGCUAUCGUUGUGCAAACGCUCCCAUCUAUUUUGGAUAAGUAUUAUCCAACUUGGCUGAUUUCUCAAGUGAGCAUUAGUAUCACAUCUCUCCUCUGGCUCUGCACCCGUUAUAGAAACACGGAUCGCUUUCGCAGACUGACACUGCUGCCUGUGGGACGCUCCUGUGUUAUUUCUCCCUCUGUUUUUCACAAGUCUCUAAACUUUUUUUUUGGUACAAUAAUCUAAAGAAGUGACCAGUCGCCUGAAAUGCUUGUCAUCUCCAUUGCUUUUCUCGUGUUCCCGGCUGCGCUCUUCGUGGCCGCACAAAGCGUCGGGGAGCUUCACGGCCUCACCUCCCACGGAGGCCACGCCGGCUUCGACCCGCCAGACCCAUGUAUGACUAUAUUUCCACCAUGUUUGAGCGAGGCCGAUCGCUACAGCCUGGAGGCCCUGCGGAACAUCCACCACAUGAUGGACGAUGACCAAGAUGGUGGCAUUGAGGUGGAGGAGAGCAUGGAGUUCAUUAUUGAAGACAUGAAGCAGCAACAGACCCACAAACACAGCAAUCUGCACAGAGAAGACCAGCACAUCACAGUGGAGGAACUCUGGAGGGGCUGGAAGUCAUCUGAGGUGCACAACUGGACACUAGAUGACGUUCUACGCUGGCUGAAAGACUUUGUCGAGCUGCCGCAGUAUGAGAGGAAUUUUAAGGACUUUAAAGUCAAUGGAAACACCCUUCCCAGGAUUGCAGCAAAUGAACCAUCAUUCCUGAGUGCCCAGCUGAAAGUGCUGGACCAGAGAGACAAACAGAAGCUGAACAUUAAAGCUCUGGAUGUGGUGCUGUUUGGACCACCUACACGCCCCCCUCAUAACUACAUGAAGGACCUGCUGCUCAUCGUGUCGGUGGUGAUGGGAAUUGGAGGCUGCUGGUUUGCCCAGGCACAAAAUAAAGCCAGCAAAUUUCAUGUCGCCAGAAUGAUGAAAGAUUUAGAAAGUCUUCAGAGGGCAGAACAGAGCCUCACAGACCUACAGGAACAACUGGAGCGGGCUCAGGAAGAAAAACGAAGCGUGGCUGUAGAAAAACAAUACCUGGAGGAGAAGAUGAGAGAUGAGAUCAUUGGAGCUCAGGAGGAAGCUCACCGUCUGCAUGAACUGAGGCAGGGAGCGGUCAGCGAGCUCAGCCGCUUACGGUACGCAGAGGAAGAACUGGAACAGGUCCGUGGAGCGCUGAAGCAGGCUGAGAAGGAGAUGAUAGCUAGUUGGACGUUCUCAGGCGCCCUUCAGCAGUGGCUCCAGCUUACACACGAGGUGGAGGUUAAGUACUACAACGUUAAAAAGCACAGUGCAGAACUGCAACUGGGUGCUGCCAAGGAAGAGGCAGAGAGGAUCAAGAAGAAGAGGGGUUCUGUUCUAGGAACGUUUCACAUGGCCCACAGCUCCUCUCUAGACAAUGUUGAUCACAAAAUCAUGGAAGCAAAGCACGCGCUGUCCGAAGUAACGGCUUGUCUGCGAGAGCGCCUGCACCGCUGGCAGCAAAUCGAGCUCCUCUGUGGGUUUCCUAUUAUGAGGAACCCUGGACUGACUAACCUCACCGCUCAACUCUACUCAGACUCAACAGCCUUGGGGUUCCCCCGGGUAUCACAGUCUUCAUGUUCGUGUCGCAGCUCUGUUCACGGCUCAAUAGAGGAUCUUCUGGAUGAGCCCGCUGCUCCCAUCAUGCCGCAGAUGCCUGUCCCCAUUCCACCUCUUAAACGCUCGCCUCGUCUUCGGGGAUCCACCAUCUCUAGGGCACGGCGUCCCGGAGUCAUCCCUCCAUCACAACCUACCAUGAUUUCCUCAGACCCCGACCUGAUCCCCAUCAGAUCCCCUUAUUCUUGCUACGAUGACGGAGAGGAGCUCCUCCGGCAAACUCUUAAGAAACAAGAUUCCCAAGAGAAAUUCUAUGACUCCGAGUUUAUUGCAUCCCCUUCUCACAGCAAAAUGUUUUCUAGUCCUCCUACUCUCGAGGCUUCCUCUAGGAGGUUCUAUCACGAUGAAGCUGAGCUCUGUGCAGACAGCCCAGUUACAAAGCCUUCGAGCGAACAUCUAGAAGCUCCUGCUGAAUCUCCAGUUCACAAAAUGUCCGAGGAAGAGGAUGAAACUCCUGCAGAUUUGGAUUUUUCUUGCAGGAAGAUGGCAAAAGACAAAAGCAUGGAUCCUUCUUUGGAAACCUCUUCUUUUAAGAUCUCUAAUGAAGAAUUUCAUCCAAAUGCUGCACCAAAGAAGCUAUAUAGACGAAGAAGUGAAGUUUCAAUGGAUGUCGUGUUAAGAAAGGGGCUUUCUCAUGAUUUAGAUAUGGAGGACUCGCCCACAAAAACAGAGAAAGAUACCACUGAAGAUUUGAUGAACGUUUCCUCAAGGAAUCUUUACAAAGAAAGGUAUGAUGUAGAUCCACUGGAGAUGAAAAAGAGUUAUCGGCAUGAGCUAGAAACAUCAACAGAAGCACAUAGGAUAAUUUCACGGGAUAUUAUGGAGACUUCUAUAAAUGGUGCUUCAAGAAAGAAAAUGAGAGAUGAUACUGAUCAUCCGAUUGAAACUAGAAGACUGACAAGGAAUUCAAUGGGAAUGUCCCAAGACACAGCUUCUAGGAAGCAUCUGCUGAGUACAGGAGACCAUCACCAUGAAUCCUCUCUGAUAGCCGCACCAAAGGAUAAAAUAUCUGAUAGUGCUAUGAUACCACAAAGAAAGAUAUCUAGAGAUGAACUGGAAUACUGUGCAGACACCGCUUCUAUCAAGAUGCACCCCAGAGAGACAAUGGAGGCUUUUAGGGAUACCUCAAGCGUUAAGGACACGCCAGAGUUUGGUCUGGAGUCCUCAAAAAGCCGAGGAAUACUUAGAAAUGAAGGUGAGAUGUCUUCUGGUUCUGUUAGAAGGAGGAUAGUUGGAAUACCAUCAAGCGGCACCAGUUCAACAGAUACGUUCUCUGAAAACAUCUCCUGGGAUAGAGUUAAUGCUCCAGUUGACAUGCAUAAACAUCUAACAAUGAGGGAGGACUUUGGAGGGUUUGAAUCAAGUUCUCUUCCAUGUCGUAUUGGACAGCCAGAUCUUAUGCAAACAUCCCAAGUGCCAUGGCAGUCUUCCUCAGACCUCUGCGCUGCUGGGCAUCUGAGCCAGCUUGUGUACGAUGGAAUCCUCGAAAAGUCAUGCAGCUCCAUGGCCUCAGUGUCAACGCCUCUUUCAGCCUCUACACCAAACCUACCACAGAGCAGACUGCCAGCUGAGGUGGAGUCACCGCUGUCACCUACAAAGGCUGGCCACUCAUCUCUGGCAUCACCCCAUGAGAGCGGAGAGGACAAGAACAAAGAUAAGGAUAAAAGCAGGAAAACCUUAAAGCUCAAAAAUCUUUUUAAAAAGAAAAAUGAGCCAACUCCAGAAAAGUCUCACAGCGGUCUUCAGAAACUCUGACAGCCUGCGGUUUUUCCCCCCCAUCUCCCAGGUUUCUAUGAAUUCACAUAUUCAAGCUUCACGACAUGUUAGAGUUGGCUAACUGCCGACGAGAGGCCAUACAACUGCUUCUUCUGGUGCAUGGCGCCAUCAGAUGAACGAUGAUUGGUUCGGCUCAGGAACCACAUACCACCUGCCCAGUAGCAAACCAGGGAUUUUCAUGUGAAGCAUCAGCACUACCCUCGAACUCAACAAGGUGUUGAAACUCCUAUAUUUCAUGCCCAACCUCUGAUGGGGAACAGGGUCAUCUGCAACCCAGGAUUCCUUGCCACUGACCUGUAUUUGAAUGCUCUGAAUCUCAAUCACGGGGUAUUUACCACACAACUAUUCAAAAGAAUUCAACUGGUUCUGUCUUGAUCAGAAAAAAAACGUAAGAACUGCUCUGCUGAGCACAGCAACGCUACAACCAAGAUGUUGUGUUCUCCUACAGCGACAGCUAGGAAAAUGGACGAAUGUGUUACCCUAAGCUGACUGAUUUCAUUAAGUACUAAUGUCACGAUGUCCAGGAAUUCAGUGUUUUUGAGGAGGAGUUAUUUAUAUAAUUACAUAUGGUGAUUUUUUUUUAAUGAUGCGGUGCCUGCUUUGAGUUGUUCAGAAAAUGUCUAAACAGAAAAGUACGUAACUGUGUCUAUUUUUAUGUCGAUUAUCAACUGUCUACGUACAGUAGUUGAGAGUUUCAUUCUAAACUCACAUUGGAAAUUAAUUUUACUUGUUUAAGAAGUCUUACAGCCACACGGUUACCAAAAUGACACAGAUGUGUGAUUUUUAAAAAGAUGUUUUGCCUAAAGCUAAAGGAGUACAUGAUGUUGGUAAUGCUGCUUUUUCUCUGUAUAACAGAGUAAAUGAGUCACAUUAAACCUCGAAUGAAAAGAUCAAGUGACGUGAAUAGAGCUUGUAAUCAUCCAUUCGCUUAAAUUGAGAAAUCACUUUUUUUGGAAAGCGUUCUGAUUUUACUAAAACUAACGAUGUCGUCCAUGUCUACUUGGGAGUUACGAUUUUCAGGCUCUGAGUUGGAAACAUCAACUCAUACUCUCUGAAACCAGAGUUUUAACUUGGAAAGGCACUUAGUAGAUUUUCUGUAUUCAGAGUUAGAAAAAUCCACCAAAACGCACGGGACGAAUAGGACUUCUGACUUAACGGGUCAUGUUUUAUCAACCGCCUCAGAAAAUCCAAUAUGGCAACCUGGCAUAGAGAAGGGGAUAAAACUGCAGCAAUAAACAUAUUUUCUUGUGCUUCUGGUGGUUUGUAACUGAGUAAAUCAAGGGAACUUAUAGUACUCUACAAUGUUUAUUUGUGAACAACAUAGCGAAGUCAAUCCAUUGGUAUUUUGGCUUGUAUUGCAAAUUGUUAUUACUGAGCAACCAGUAACAUCUUUCCAACUUAAAACCGGAUCUCUAGAAUUAAGUGGGGUGUGAUGUCUUUUCUUCCUCUGGUUUAAAUCACAACCUGAUCUCAAAUACAAAAUGGCUGUUGCAUUUAAAAGGUGCAGAAAACUACAGCAAUGAAUAGUUUAUUUGCACUCCUGCUGGUUUGAACCAUAUUAAAUCAGUUGCACAGAUAGAAAUGCAAUAUGUUUCUGCAGUGUUUAAAGGCAUAAAACACUGAUAAAUACAUUAUUUGCUUGUAUUGGUAAUGAUAAUUAGCCUAGUGACUGAACACAACAGUUGGCAAAUUCCACAGGUUUUCUUAUGUAAUGUGGUUAUUUCUGGGAUGACUUCAAUCCCAAAUGAGACUUUGAUAUUUGAUCUCAUCCUAAAUAGGAAAUCUCACAAUGCUAUAUAAGUGAUAACUGAUACUUCCAUCAAAUCUGGUUCAUCUGAUCUCUAUCAGGUUCCCAAACUAUUUAAAUCAAUUUAAAAAAACAACAACAACACUGAUUCUGCCAUGUUAUUGUCUAUUAAAAAAAACAAUAAAGCCAAAAUGGAAAAAGUGGUGAAAAUAUUUACAGUGCUAAAAACCUUAGAUACAUCCCAAAUCGGAAAAAAAAUCUAGAUUUUUUGAAAGGUUUAGUUUUUAUAUGGCUUUUUAAGUUUUAGAAACCUAUGUUAUAUUAAAAUCACUAUUUUUGUUUUAAGAUCUUUUGAUGUCAAUGCCAAAACAAAAGGAAGGCAUUAUAUGAUGAUAAGUGGGUUCCUUUCUCACUCUGAUAAAAAAAAAAAAAUAGACAUACAUGUUGUUAUGAGACAAAUAUUGACAUGUAUGACUUUCAGAAACACUCAUCGUGUGAGGGGUAACUUUUCUGUUUUCAUUUUAGCUCUGUAACUGUCUUCAUCAGAAAUAUGGGAUGAUGAUGGAUGGACUUUACUCUGUAAAGGAGGACAAGUCGCUUAGCAUUUGGAGGGUUUACCAGAAAAGAAAUACAUAUUAUUGAGAAAUUCACAAGAAAUAGCUUCUGCUGUAUUAUUAAAAAUUUGAGCAACUUGUGCCUAAA